AUGCAUCGCUUUUUUGCAGAGCUGGAGCCAUCUCUAUCCAUCACUGAGCAAAACCUGGCAGACCGAGUUCGAUACAUCCUGCGCUCCAACAUAUUUGGUGACGCCGAACUCGAACGACUACGACGUGAGGCUAUUCCUUCAUCGAAUGGAAAUGCUACGGCUGGGAAUGCGGCGCCACUAGAUGCGCAACAAACUGCAUAUGUGGAUGCUGCGUCAACAUUCCAUUUGUGGCUAAUUCAGACGAUGAUGGAAUAG
Parnassius apollo (apollo) is the source of this 255-nucleotide messenger RNA. Lineage: Eukaryota; Metazoa; Arthropoda; Insecta; Lepidoptera; Papilionidae. The record is from the annotation of a GenBank genome assembly.